GGUUGUUCUCGCCAUGCAGCCCCGCUAUCCUGCGAUUCUUGCCUUGGGCAAUCAUCAGACUGCUUCAUCGAAACAACACAUGCACACCAAAUAUGGACAGUCCUUAUGCCAGAGACCUGCAAACCGCAGUCAAUGUCAUCCAGCAAGCAGCGAAGUUAAGCCAAUCAGUCAUUUCGGCAGAGGACAAAGGCGUUAUUGAGAAAGAUGACCUUAGUCCAGUCACGGUUGCAGACUUCGCCAUCCAAGCAUUGCUCACAGCUUCUAUACACAAUAUCUUUCCAGAUGACAAGUUUGUAGGCGAAGAGUCUGCUGCGGACUUGAGGCGGAACCCGGUGCUCCUUGGCCGAGUUUGGGGUCUACUCCAGCUCGUGAAGGACGCCGAAGCCAAUGGCCUUUGCAAGCUCCCCGGGAGUCCAGAACAAAUGUGUGAGAUGAUUGACUGGUGUGGUAUGGGAAAACCUGGCGGCGCCGACAGCGGGAGAGUGUGGAUUUUUGACCCGAUUGACGGAACUCAGACCUUUGUCAAGGGGCAAGCUUACGCUAUCAAUGUUGCAUUGCUUGAGGGAGGAAAACAACUUCUUAGUAUUGUGGGUUGCCCAACAAUACCUGUCGGUGCUGAAGCACCCAUUACCAAUGACACAAAAGAUCCCACGGGCCGUGGCUCUAUCGUUUUUGCUGCGAGAGGUUACGGCACGUACGUCCGUCCGCUCGUCGGUUCUUCAGCUGAAGUGCAAAUACGGAAGAUCGAACCCCAUGCUCAGAAUAUCACGGCCGCCGAAUUGCGCUCAGUAACCUGCUUUAACACACUAGUAUCGGGUGUCGAUAACGCACACCAAACCAUUGUCGAAAGGCUCGGGGUUGCGUUUCCCGGCUGUGACCUAUUGGGAUGGGUUCCGCGAUGGGUGACUCUGGCGUUAGGGGCCGCAAACAUGACCGUCUGGGUUUAUAAGCGACGAGAUCGGUAUGCAAAGAUUUGGGACCAUGCUGGGGCAAUGCUUCUCUUUGAGGAAGUGGGAGGCAAGGUCACCGACGUUAAUGGUAGAGACAUUGACCUGACUGUGGGAAGGAAGCUGACAUCCAAUCACGGAUUCGUUGCUGCACCCAAAGAUUUGCAUGCCAUGGUUCUCAUGACCGUGCACGAAGUUCUUCGGGAACAGGGCAAAGGUGAAUUGCUGGGUUCUGAUUGAAAGUGGGUUGCUUGACAUUCGGCUGUCGACGAGUGGUUGGAAGAGUUUAGUGACCAGAAGCAGCAAUGAUGUACAGAUCAAACGAUUCCAUAGAAGUGAUCAAACUUAAGAGGUCCAAUAACGCUACGAGACCUGAGCCGAUAAGUCGGUCAGAUACAGACCUAUGUAAACUUCAUGACCUUGCAUUGCAAGCUCCAUGAUGUUUGGCGGCCACAACGAUACUCAAAUUCUCCUAUCGGUAGGAUCAUUGUGAAAUCGAU
Molecule: messenger RNA, 1447 nt
Organism: Truncatella angustata
Lineage: Eukaryota; Fungi; Ascomycota; Sordariomycetes; Amphisphaeriales; Sporocadaceae
Product: myo-inositol-monophosphatase
Exons: 1
Coding region: 93-1187 (364 amino acids)
Biological process (GO): sulfate assimilation
Molecular function (GO): 3'(2'),5'-bisphosphate nucleotidase activity
Source: RefSeq, a predicted model, not a curated record